AUGAGGGAAUUACGUUCGGGACAGGAGAAGCGUAAGGCUCGUGUGGAUAUUACGUUUUACUGUAGAACCAAAAGGCUCCUCACAGUACAGGCAGCGAACAUAAGGUCCGGUGGCAAAUUUAAACUCAAGGAAAUAAGGUCGCACAGGCAGACUAAUUGCCGAAGACCCAACUGCGUCAAUGGCCAUAAAUCGUUCUGGUGCAACUGGGUUAAGAAUAAGGAAAAAUGCAGCGAGGAACCAAGAGAAACCAAGCGACCGUUCCCUGGGGUGAGUUGCCUGCAUUGCUGCGCAGGGAAAUACGCGUGUAGUCAGGCAGCAGCUGGAAGGGUGAUGAUGAGUUUCCUCGGUGACGGCAUGCCUUCGGCCCCAUUCACGGGUAAAGAAAUAGUCGGCACGGGAGUCCGCGUCAAAGAAGAGCUCAGCGAAGAUGUCACCGAAGAUACAUGCCUGGAAAUAAAGGAGGAACCACUUGAUUAUGGAGAUGAACCGAGAAAUGAAGUGUGUAACAAGAAUGUAAUACGUGAAAAUCUUCUCCUUCAUAAUCCUCUUGAUCUCAGAUAUGAAUCAUAUGCAAAAUACUCAUGUAACUUGGUUCAGGAUGGUAAUGCUAUGUCAAAAGUGCCCUUUGGGGUUAAGGACUGUGGGAAGACGUGUUCAUCAGAUGAGGUUCAAGUGAUGUAUGAGGAAAGACUGAAGGAGGAUACACAACUAAAAUUGGAAUCCACAAGGAAAUGUUUUGCAUGUCAGGUGUGUGGCAAGGAAUUGUCUAAAGAGAGUCACAUCAGGAUUCACAUGAGAGUCCACACAAAGGAGAAGCCAUACAACUUUGAUAUUUGCAAUAAGACAUUCCCAUCCAAAAGUGAUCUUGAAAGGCACGAGAGCUGCGAGAUUUGCAACAAUACAUUCUCAUGGAAAAAGAAUCUGUUGAGGCACAUGAGAACACAUACAAAGGAGAAGCCAUACAGCUGUGAGAUUUGCAAUAAGGCCUUCUCUGAGAGAGGUAACCUAGUAGCGCACAUUAGAGUACACACCAAGGAGAAACCAUACUGCUGUGAGAUUUGCAACAAGGCCUUCUCAUAUAAAGGUAGUCUAGAGAUUCAUAUGAGAAGGCAUAGAAAGGAGAAGACAUACAGCUGUGAAAUUUGCAAUAAGGCCUUCUAUUUGAAAAGCCAUGUAGUAACCCACAUGAGAACUAACACAAGGCACAGAGACGAAAGCAUGAUGUCAAAAGGCUUAUUGCUUAUGUAUUUCUAA
Penaeus monodon (black tiger shrimp) is the source of this 1254-nucleotide messenger RNA. Its product is annotated as zinc finger protein 568-like. The coding region runs from base 1 to 1254 and encodes 417 amino acids. Gene Ontology annotation, biological process: regulation of transcription by RNA polymerase II. Gene Ontology annotation, molecular function: DNA-binding transcription factor activity; RNA polymerase II cis-regulatory region sequence-specific DNA binding. Lineage: Eukaryota; Metazoa; Arthropoda; Malacostraca; Decapoda; Penaeidae. The record is from RefSeq and is a predicted model, not a curated record. The transcript has 6 exons.